GUAUGACGUUUCGUUUGAUAAUUUUCUAUUUCAAUUCAUAUUAUAAUAUUGUAAAAGAUAGUCAGCGGAUUGAUAGACAAAUCUAUAUAGCGCUGGCUACGCAAUAAUAUUGUUGACUUUUAUUACGAGUAUAUAUAUAGUAUAUUCGUAGGGGUUUGAAUGACCAUACCUGACAAUUGUGUGUGUACGAUUCUCAAGGGCUGAGAACUAAGAACUUCUUUAGCGACCCUUAACAUUCGCUCUUUUAUAAUUAUUGAGCCUCACAAUGUCAAAGUCUGCAGUGCGAGAAUGUAAAGGACUCAAAAAUGAAAUAAUAGUGAAAAUGCCGCCCAAAACAGCAGCGCAGUAUAGUCGAGAAUACAGAGCAAGAAAAAAGGCUCAAAAAAAUGCUUAUAUCCCAAAACCUACACCAAAAACACCAACUGAGCGUAGUCGAGAAUUUAGAGCGCGGAAAAAGGCUUUAGAAAAUGCUGAAAAGGGUCACUCAACAAACUCGAUUGUCACUGAACAACAGCAAAACACACUGUCGGAGCAUCUUGCGAUAGAUAUUGAACUACAAAAACCAAAAAAAAAAUCCAAAACUCCAGCAGAACGAACUCGUGAAUGUCGAGCUCGAAAAAAAGCUUUACAAAAUGCUGUACUUGAACGAUUAUUAACCUCUUCAUCAAAUAUUGAUCAAGCUGAUGCAGAUCAACUAAUAUCUCUGACGAAGAAUAUUACUAUAAACAUUGCACAUAAUUCUAUCGGUAAAAUAAAGGUAUUGAAAAAAAAACCCAAAACACCAACAGAGCGUAGUCGAGAAUGUCGAGCUCGGAAAAGGGCAUUAGAAAAAGCUAUGGCCGAACACUUAAUAAUAACCCCUUCCCCAAUUUUUGUUCAACCUGAUAUGCAUCAACAAAAUACUCUACCGGAAAACUUUGCUGAAUUACACCCGCAAAUUACUUUAACAGAAAAUCCUGCUGAUGUUAUUGCGCAAAAUAAUCUAUCAGAUAAUCUUGCUGAUGUUGUUUCGCAAAAUACUCUAUCAGAUAGUUUGGCUGAUGUUCUUUCACAAAAUACUCUUUCAGAGAAUCUUGCUGAUGCCCUUUCGCAAAAUACUCUUUCAGAUAAUCUUGAUGAUUCACAACAGCAAAAUUCUUCAUCAGAGAAUAUAAUAGCAAAUACAAAACAACCCGUCGGUAGCAUACGGAACUUAAAAGAAAAAACCAAAACGCCAACAGAGCGUAGUCGCGAAUUUCGAGCUCGGCAAAAGGCUUUGGAAAAUGCUGUUAAACACCUACCAAGUAACGUUUUAUUAGACAAUGACAUUUGUGUAACAUUCGGACCUUGAAUAAAUACAAAAAUACUUUGAAAAAGGCUUUGGAAAAUGCUGUCAAACACAUACAAGCUAGCGUGAAAGUAGAUAACUUAAUAUGUGUAAAUAUUUAUCAGCGAAAAGUAAUAAGUGUACGUCAGAAUCACGACUGAGUCAACUUCACCAAUACAACGUCACCAAAUAAUACUGUAAAU
Molecule: messenger RNA, 1509 nt
Organism: Vanessa tameamea
Lineage: Eukaryota; Metazoa; Arthropoda; Insecta; Lepidoptera; Nymphalidae
Exons: 2
Coding region: 266-1330 (354 amino acids)
Source: RefSeq, a predicted model, not a curated record